Tribolium castaneum (red flour beetle) is the source of this 1897-nucleotide messenger RNA. It is a transcript of the gene Hr96, whose product is annotated as Hormone receptor-like in 96. NCBI's taxonomy places the organism in Eukaryota, Metazoa, Arthropoda, Insecta, Coleoptera, Tenebrionidae. The coding region runs from base 239 to 1771 and encodes 510 amino acids. The record is from RefSeq and is a predicted model, not a curated record. Gene Ontology annotation, molecular function: zinc ion binding; RNA polymerase II cis-regulatory region sequence-specific DNA binding; nuclear receptor activity. Gene Ontology annotation, biological process: positive regulation of transcription by RNA polymerase II; cell differentiation; negative regulation of transcription by RNA polymerase II. The transcript has 4 exons.
UCGUUUUUCCCCAACGUCACUCUAAAACGUCACUCUCCAUCCGCGUUUUGUCAACAUUUAUUGUGAUGUUCGUGACUGAUAAAUAAUCAAUUCACCUCCGAUAUAGAUCUCGUUCGAAGGUCAAAUCACUCAAAUCGCCAUAUUCCACCCAACCUGUCCCUAUCUCGCAAUGAUUACCUCUUAUCUUCUUCCUACCGCCGCUCGCUCUCAUCAGUCCCUCACAUGAACCUCCGCAGUAAUGAAAUCAAAAGUCGAUACAAAAGUGUGCGGUGUGUGCGGCGACAAAGCCCUAGGUUACAACUUCAAUGCUGUAACAUGUGAGAGCUGCAAGGCGUUCUUCCGGCGCAAUGCCCUCGUCCAGAAACAGUUCAAGUGCCCCUUCAAUGACCAGUGCGAGAUAACGACCAUUACGAGGCGCUUUUGUCAAAAAUGCCGACUCGACAAGUGCUUCGCGAUCGGAAUGUGCAAAGACCUGAUAAUGUCCGAGGAGGACAAGCAUUUGAAACGGCAGAAAAUCGAGGAGAACCGCGCCAGGAAACGCAGCAAAAUACACGGCUUCAAGUCCGGCUUUAAAAAAGUCAAAAAGGAGAGUGUGGAGGCCGACUCGCAGGACUCGCAAUCGGGGUACAGUUUCAUCGAUUCAGACAGCUCCAAAGACAUGGGGUACCAGCCUAAUGGCACCCCAAAUCCGGUCACUGUCGAUUUGGGGAACGAGAGACUGGUGACGUCUAGUGAUGAUGUUUCGAUGAUCAGGAAUAUGUUGAACAAUACACCCAACAGUGCCACUGGGUCAAAGAGUGUUGAUGACAGCGCCCUUAUCAGCCUCAUUAAUAAUAACGACGUUAAUUGUAAUAAUAACGACCCAACUUCGUCGAGUAAGAGCACUUUAGAUGUCACUAAAGAUGUCGUGGAGGACGUCCAUAGGGUGUCCAUAGAGCCGAACUCAAUCGAGUCGAUCCUUUGUGAGGCAAUAAAAUUAGAAUUCGAGGCGUACUCCUCAAUUGCCCAAUGCCAUUCAAAUUCUCGGGAACUAAACGAUGCUGAAAGAGCCAAACUGAAUGAGUUAAUCGUCGCCAAUAAAGCACUCUUAAAUCCGUUAGACGACGAACUCAACACUCUGAUCGGAAACGAUUACAAGUUUCGGGGCAAUCCCCAACAGGCCCUCGAGACCGACCCGGCCCUGGUCGACGUCAUCAACCUCACUGCUAUCGUCAUUCGCCGAUUGAUAAAAAUGGCGAAAAAAAUCAACGCCUUCAAAAACAUGUGCCAGGAGGACCAAGUCGCCCUGCUCAAAGGGGGAUGCACCGAAAUUAUGAUCCUGCGAAGUGCGAUGAACUACGAUCCGACGAAACAGACGUGGAAGAUCCCCCACAGUCAAGAAACGUUCAACCUCAACGUGGAUAUAUUGAAGUUGGCCAAAGGCAACGUCUACCAAGAGCACGAGCGUUUCAUUAACACGUUCGAUCCCAAAUGGAGAUCGGACGAAAAUAUCGUCCUGAUCCUGUGUGCCAUCACGUUAUUCACGCCUGAUCGACCCCGAGUGGUUCAUCAAGACGUGAUUAAGCUCGAACAGAACGCCUAUUAUUACCUCCUCAGGAGAUACCUCGAGAGCAUCUACCCCGGCUGCGAGGCGAAAUCCACAUUCCUUAAACUGAUACAAAAAAUCGCAGAGCUGCACAGGUUCAAUGAGGAACUGAUCAAUGUGUACCUGGACGUAAACCCCUCACAAGUGGAGCCCCUACUCAUUGAGAUAUUCGAUUUGAAACACUGACAUGACCACAACGUGCAAUUAGAUUAGCUAAAGGACUGAGUUUAGUUGUAAUUGUAAAUAAAUAGUUUUAUCGAAUCAGCAAUAAUUGUUAUUUAUUCUUGUAAAUAAAGUAUUGAAGAGAUCAGA